CAUCUAGGAAUUAUGCUUCAUUAGAUCUAGGGUUUUUGUCACACCAUAUAAAUAGAGAUAUAUAAACAUCCCCACAACUCUUCCAGCCGUCACUCCUCUCAUCUCAACGAUCAUCCACACACACAAACUCCAUUACAAUGGCCGUCACAUUCUCCGAUCUGCACACCGAAUCCGGCCUCAAAUCGCUCGAAUCUUUCCUAUCGGGAAAAACCUACAUCUCCGGUGAUCAGAUCAGUAAGGAUGAUGUGAAAGUUUACGCCGCUGUGUUGGAUAAACCCAGUGCUGAUUUGUACCCUACUGCCAGUCAGUGGUAUGAGUGUGUUGCUUCAAAGCUUGCUGCAAGUUUCCCUGGCAAAGCUGCUGGUGUUGGAAUCUCUGCUCAAACUCCAUCUGCAGAUGCUGCUCCCGUCAAGGAAGCUGCACCUGCAGCUGCGGCUGAUGAAGAUGACGACGAUCUUGAUCUGUUCGGUGACGAGACAGAAGAGGAAAAGAAAGCAGCAGAAGAGAGGGAUCAAGCAAAAGCAUCCACAAAGAAGAAAGAAAGUGGGAAAUCAUCGGUUUUGAUGGACGUAAAGCCAUGGGAUGAUGAGACCGACAUGAAGAAGCUAGAGGAGGCUGUUCGUAGUGUUGAGCUACCUGGGCUUCUAUGGGGAGCAUCAAAACUUGUUCCAGUCGGUUAUGGGAUAAAGAAGAUGACAAUUAUGUUGACGAUCGUUGAUGAUCUUGUUUCUGUUGAUGAUCUUAUUGAAGAGCGUCUUACAGCUGAGCCGAUUAAUGAGUACGUGCAGAGCUGUGAUAUUGUUGCAUUCAACAAGAUUUAAAUGCAACAAGUCUCAGAUUAUGAUCAGGGCCAUUGGAUUCAAACCUCGAGUUUUGCUUAUAUCGGACGGUUGUGAUCGUUCAUGUUUUUUUUUUCCUGAAACUUUUUAGUUUGAUGUUUAUCAUUGUAUUUGUAACCUUUAAUACUAAGUUUUAUUGGGAUUACUGUUAGGUUUUCUUAUGACAUCUGUUUUUGUGUUUGUUUAAAGUGAAACAAUUAUAAAGUUGUGAA
Helianthus annuus (common sunflower) is the source of this 1051-nucleotide messenger RNA. Its product is annotated as elongation factor 1-beta 2. The transcript has 6 exons. The coding region runs from base 138 to 821 and encodes 227 amino acids. Gene Ontology annotation, cellular component: cytosol; eukaryotic translation elongation factor 1 complex. Gene Ontology annotation, biological process: translational elongation. Lineage: Eukaryota; Viridiplantae; Streptophyta; Magnoliopsida; Asterales; Asteraceae. Gene Ontology annotation, molecular function: translation elongation factor activity; guanyl-nucleotide exchange factor activity. The record is from RefSeq and is a predicted model, not a curated record.